Messenger RNA from Rhododendron vialii, 2660 nucleotides. RefSeq names its product protein FAR1-RELATED SEQUENCE 5-like. The record is from RefSeq and is a predicted model, not a curated record. Lineage: Eukaryota; Viridiplantae; Streptophyta; Magnoliopsida; Ericales; Ericaceae. Gene Ontology annotation, biological process: regulation of DNA-templated transcription. The transcript is spliced from 2 exons. Bases 254 to 2569 code for a protein of 771 amino acids. Gene Ontology annotation, molecular function: zinc ion binding.
GAAGAGAGAAGAAGAGACACGAACACGAACGGAAGCAGGAGAAGAUCGAAGAGACGAAGUACAAGAAGGUCGAAAAGGAAGACACGAUCGAAAAGAUAUGGAGAUUGAUGGACAAGAAGAAAGCGAUAUGCCUCCACCGACCAACCACCAACGAAGGUCUGUCUCUCUCCCUCUCUCUUUUGGUUAAAAAUGCAAUUGUGUGAUUGAAUGCGAAGUUGAUCAAUUGUUAUUGUUUGGUCUUUUGGGUUCUAGUAUGCAGUGUUCUAAUAUGCCGUGUGAAUCAUCCGGUAUUUCUUCUCAAGUAAUUUACAUCCCCCAAGUUAAGAAUGAACUCAUACCGAAAAUCAACCAAGAGUUUGACAAAUUAGAGGACGUUCUAAAGUUUUACAAGGGAUAUGGUAAAGAGGGAGGAUUUGGUGUGCGAUCGAGUUCUAGCAGAAAGAAUAAAGAUUAUGUAGUCGUUAGAAAGGAGUAUUGUUGUUUCAAAGAAGGGGAGGCGGUCCAAAAAAAAAAUACUGAACCAUCUAAACGGAAACGGGGGACAACUAGAGAGAAUUGUGGUGCAAAAUUGGCUGUUGUGAAGAAGGCUGAAAAGUAUGUUGUCUCCCAAUUUUUUGAGGGUCAUAACCACCCCCUUACGUCUCCGAGGAGGGUGCAUUUGUUGCGAUGCUUUCGUAAGGUGUCAUCUGCCAAAAAAGCUUUAGUAGAUCAACUAUCAGCAGCAAAUGUCCCAACUUGUCAACAAAUGAGUCUUUUUGAGUUGGAAUCAGGAGGUCUUGAAAAUGUUGGAUGCUCACAACAAGACCUGUAUAAUUAUAAAAGGGAUAAGAAGAUUUCUUUAGUUGGACAUGAUGCCAAUUUGUUGAAGGAGCAUUUUGAGAUUGAAAAAGAAAAGAAUGCUGGUUUUUAUUUUACAAUUGAGACAGAUGAUGAGGGGAGGAUGACACAUUGUUUUUGGGCAGAUGCAACCGCUAGAAAGUCGUACAAGUAUUUUGGGGAUGUGGUGGUAUUUGAUACAACUUACAACACAAAUCAUUAUUCUAUGAUUUUUGCACCUAUUUUAGGGGUUAAUCACCAUAGGCAGACUACUAUUUUUGGGUGUGCAUUGUUAUGUGAUGAAAAAGCCGAGUCUUUUGAAUGGCUUUUCAACGAAUGGUUGAAGGCAAUGCCCGCAGGCCCUCCCAAAAUGAUUAUAACUGAUCAGGAUCUUGCAAUGACAAAAGCAAUUACUGUUGCUCUUCCGAAUACGCUUCACAGGUAUUGCAUGUGGCACAUUACGAAUAAGUUUUCCGAAAAAAUAAGUGCAUUGGCCUACAAAGAGCAUUAUGCGGAGUUCAAGAAUUGUAUAUGGAAUUCCGAGACCCCUGAACAGUUCGAGGCUGGAUGGGUAGAGGUGGUAAACAAAGCUAACUUAUCCGGCAAUGAUUGGUUAGAAAACUUAUACGAAAUUCGUGAGAGAUGGGUUCCUGCAUACGUGAGACACAUUUUUUCUGCUCACAUGACUAGUAGUCAAAGAGCCGAAAUUACUCAUGCAUUUUUCAAGAGGUAUGUGUCUAAAGAAAAUUCAUUGUUGGAGUUUGUGACGCGGUUUGAGAGGGCACUUUCCAAAGUACGCCAUAAUGAGUUGGAUAUGGAUCAUAAAGACGUCAAUGAGAAACCACACUUGAAAACUAUGUAUUCCAUGGAAUCGACAAUGAGUGAAAUCUAUACAAUUGAGAUAUUUUACAUGUUUCAAGAGGAGCUCUUUCAAAAUGUGGCGUAUAAGUUGACGGCAACAAACGAGGAUGAACAUCAUUGUGUCUACACCGUUCAAAGGGUAAAAGGGAGUGGUUUGAGGGUUCGUGAGGUUGUGGUAGAUAAGUUGUCAAACCAUGUCCGUUGUAGUUGUAAGAUGUUUGAGUGUGCCGGAAUUCCUUGUCGGCAUAUGUUGGCUUACUUUUCUAGAAUGCAAAUGGAUGAUUUGCCUAAUGAAUACAUCUUACGGAGGUGGACAAAAUCAGCGAAGGCGAUGCGAGUGAGAGAUGACUUGGGUUCGGGCAUCAAAGAAAUAUAUGACAUGUCUUUGUUAGAGCGGCGAAAUAGACUCUUCCAACUUGCUUCCACUGUAAUUGAUGAGGCCGCACUAACUGAGGACGGAACACAAAUUGUGGAAGAACUUUUGAGUUCGGGUCAAAAGAAGCUAUGUGACGUGAAAAAAGUAAGCCAAGAUGGUGUAGGGAGUUCUAUCCAAAUGCCGAUUUUUCGUGACCAUGGUUUGAAAGAACCACUUCAAGUGAGGGCAAAGGGUUGUGGUAAACGACUCAAGGGAGGGAAAGAGAAGGCUGCCAAGAAGGUUAGGCGUUGUAAUGGUUGUGGGCUAAUAGGCCAAUCGCAUGAUAAACGGAAUUGUCCCAAACUUCUCAACACGUACGUGAUUAAAAUUUGUAAUUUCAAUUUAAUUGUUUCAUUUUUACAUGUUAAUUGGGUUUUUUUUUUUGUUAGGUCUUCGCAAAAUACUAGGUUGAAUGACGAAGACGAAGACAAUGACGACAUUAACUAUGACGAUGCCGAUGAUUGUAAGUGUUUAUAAUAAAACGCAUCAAUUUUGUUUUGUUUCUUUUAUUCAUAUUAUCUUUAUUUAUGUUUCAGGAUGGCUUUGGAACUCCUUACAAGAUGGAGAU